Pteropus alecto (black flying fox) is the source of this 2403-nucleotide messenger RNA. RefSeq names its product cardiotrophin like cytokine factor 1 (gene CLCF1). The transcript is spliced from 2 exons. NCBI's taxonomy places the organism in Eukaryota, Metazoa, Chordata, Mammalia, Chiroptera, Pteropodidae. The record is from RefSeq and is a predicted model, not a curated record. The coding region runs from base 807 to 1454 and encodes 215 amino acids.
UCUCUCUCUCUCUCUCUGCCUUCCUCCUUCCUUCCCCCACCCCUCCAUUGCAGGCUGACUGAAAGGCCUCAUUCAGGUCAAACUUUUCCCCAUCCAAAACCUAGAUAAGAAUGGGGCAAGCCACAGGGCAGCCAGUCCCUGAGUGAAUGCCAACUUUCCUUCAAUCUAACCCUAUCCUACGCUCGCACACCAGGGGUAUCCUAGAAUGUUCCUACCACUGACCACAUGAGCCAGCCCCGUGUCCUUCAACCUGACCCCGUGGUCUCACCCCACACCCUGCCUCCUAUAGCUUGACUGGGAUGUCGUCCCCCUGUCCUCCUCGGGGGGCCUCUCUCUCGCAUCCCUCCCAGGGAGACCGUUCUCAGCUGGCAGCUCUGACAAAUGCUGCUUCCUACCCCUUGACUCUCCGCGAGCUGCAGUGGGACUAGGAGCCUGAGAGGAGGCUGAGGUACACCCAGAACCUGGGAAUACUGAUUCGUGUCCCUCAGCCUAGCUCUGUCCCUCCUAAUACACACACAUACAUGUUGGCACACAUACAGUGACUCCUAGUUGACACACAGUUGUACUCUCCAGUAUCUACUGGUAGACACCCGCAACACAUACAUGCCUACACACACGCACAUGCUCUCUUGGCCAAGAAUGCUCCCCUCCUCCAUCCCCACCGCCUCCCAUCUGGCGUCCCACCCUCACCCCCCUCCCAGCCCAAGGUGGGGACAGACACCUGAGGGGCUGCCAGCUACUUCCUCCACCAGGCCAGGCGCACCUCAUGCUUCUUGCCCAUCCUGUCUGCAGGGGACUCGUGGGGCAUGCUAGCUUGCCUGUGCACCGUGCUCUGGCACCUCCCUGCAGUGCCAGCCCUCAAUCGCACAGGGGACCCGGGGCCCGGCCCCUCCAUCCAGAAAACCUAUGACCUCACCCGCUACCUGGAGCACCAACUCCGCAGCUUGGCUGGGACCUAUCUGAACUACCUGGGCCCCCCUUUCAAUGAGCCUGACUUCAACCCACCUCGGCUGGGGGCAGAGACUCUGCCCAGGGCCACUGUCAACUUGGAAGUGUGGCGAAGCCUCAACGACAAACUGCGACUGACCCAGAACUACGAGGCCUACAGCCACCUUCUGUGCCACUUGCGCGGCCUCAACCGUCAGGCCGCCGCGGCUGAGCUGCGCCGCAGCCUGGCCCACUUCUGCACCAGCCUCCAGGGCCUGCUGGGCAGCAUCGCGGGUGUUAUGGCGGCACUGGGCUACCCGCUGCCCCAGCCUCUGCCCGGGACUGAGCCCACCUGGGCCCCUGGCCCUGCCCACAGCGAUUUCCUCCAGAAGAUGGACGACUUCUGGCUGCUGAAGGAGCUGCAGACCUGGCUGUGGCGCUCAGCCAAGGACUUCAACCGGCUCAAGAAGAAGAUGCAGCCUCCAGCAGCUGCGGUCACCCUGCACCUGGAGGCCCGUGGCUUCUGAUCUCUGGCCUGUACCACCUCCUGUUUCCCCUCCCCCGCCAACCCUGCUCCCACUCUGGGAGGGAGAAACCUGUGUGCCAACACUUGUUGAGCCAGGAAACAGAAGCCAUAAGCUUCUGGCCCUUCCCGGACUUGGAGGAGGGUGUGAUGCAAUAAGGCCUCCCCUCAACACACACUCCCCAAAGUUCUGCAGGUCUGGGGAAGAGGUGCAAUAGGCCCUGUCCCGAUUCCACAGGAAGUGAUGCUCAAGGGACCCCGACAUGUUUCGAAUCAGUGCAAAGGCUCUCGCAGCCUCCUGCUUCCUGCCCACCACUUGCCAGCGCCCAACCAGCCCCUCAAGUGGCACUUCCAGGAAGCAGGCAUGUAGGGCAGGGAGGGGACCACCACAGUACGUGCCUUUCUGGGGUCAAGCCCUUUGGCUGCCCCACUCUCCUUAGGUGGGUGUUGCUCCCCUGUCCCCAGUUAACUCCAUACAUCCAAUUCAGGAAACAGACACAGUGGCAAGUCUAAACAGGAAGAGAUGGGAUUAAAAAUGGAAGAGGUGGGGUCUGCAUCGGAGGGAAUACCGAAAGCAGAGGGGCAGAGACAGAUCAGACCCGGGGGUCGCUAAGGCAAUCGUGGCGCAGGGUGACAACCAAAGGACCUUGCUUCGAGUUUUCUUGCCGGCAUCACAGUGCCUCCUCUCCGCCCCCUUUCCAGGGUAUCUGUGGGUUGCCCAGCCUGGGGAGGGCAACCUUAGCCACAGCCACAAGGAUUUCCUGAAAGUUUACAUUGCAGUAGCAUUUCGGGGUGCGGGGGGCGGCUCCCCCAGGCCCUGCUCCCCAGCCCCAACCACUCAUGACUGUUUGUUGUAUUAAUAUUUAUUUAUUUGGAGAUGUUAUUUAUUAGAUUAUAUUUAUUGCAGAAUUUCUAUUCUUGUAUUAACAAAUAAAAUGCUUGCCCCAGAAGCA